AUGGCGCGUCCCCAGAACUCCCCCAUCCUAGCCCAGCUGCGAAGCGCAAAGACGUAUCCCGAGCAGGCCGCCGCCUUGCAGGUACUCAAGAAUGAAGUUGUCGGCCACAUCCAGAAGAAGGAGGCCUGGAUCAGCCUCGGCGUCCUCGAACCCAUUGUCCUGACUCUCUGCUCCUCCCGUUCGCCGUCCAAGCCGAAUGGAAAGGAUGCUCGCACCCAGCUCGCCUGGCGUCCUCUUGCCGACGAGGACAGCGUCAGGCAGCAGGCUCUGCAGCUGAUUGCAAGCUUUGCCAGCGGAGGACCGGCUUUCCUUGCGCCGCUUCACGCCGCCCGGGCUGUACCCGCACUGCUCGGCAGCAACUUCUCGCCGCUCUCGAACCCGCCUCAGAUCGUCGUGGCUGCGCUCAAAGCCUUGACCGACAUCGCAGACGCCGCCGCGCUGGCCACCCUCUCGUCGUGCAUCGACAUCCAGCUCCUCGCCGACAGCCUCUUCGUACCCCACCACAUAGAAUCCCUCAAUGUGAUGCUCUCCAUCACCUCGACCAAGCACCUCCUGCAGUCGCAAGUGAUGCUAGCAGCUGGCCUGAUAUGCCGUUUGUGUCGAGAAGAGCGCCAUCAGCAUGCGCUAGCUGCCGGCGGCGUCCUCGACUCUCUUGCCACGCAGCUCGCCCGCUUCGCUGUGCGUGACGGCCUGGUCGUGCCUGGCGCCGAGGAGCUGGCCUACAGCGAUGGUCUCUACGAGGUGUUUCCCGAGCCUGCCUGCGCCGGUGCCAAAAUUGGCCCUAUUCUCGAGGCCAUCGCCGCCAUCCUUGGCGACUCCAAAUAUCGCGCGAACCGACUGGCCAACUCGCCGACCCUCCUAGCUAUAUUCCCCUCCGUCAAGUUCGAUUUGCACAAGGGGCCGCAGAGCCAGCCGCACGCCAUGACCGCCAUGGAAUUCAUUCUCCCUGCCAUGCCUAUCAACCUCUCGCGAAGCCAUUCAGCAGCCCACUCGUCCCUGCCCACGCCCGAUAGGGUCGAAUCCCGGACUUCGAGCCGAACGUCUCUGAGCAAAUUCGAAAGUCCGCUCAUCCCCUGGCUCAUCCACCUGGUGCGGACACUGGGCGAAUACGAUCGCCUGAUGGCGGUGGCUGUUCUCGCAGCCCUGUUCAAGGCAGGCUUGGGACGGAAAUCCGUCAGGGAGACGAGCAUUGGCCUGCUUGUGGUUCCCAUUCUCAUCGGCAUGGUGGGUAAGAACGACAAGGAUGCCCCAGACUCAGAGGGCCCGGCCCUUGCAACGCAGCGAUUCAUUCUCGAGAAAGCCCCGGCUGUCUUGGCACGGUUGAUCACGGACAGCGAAUACCUCCAGAAAUCGGCAUACGAUUGCGACGCUGUCAAGAUCCUGACCAAACUACUGAAGCGCGCCUACCAGCCUGUGCCGUCGUUCGACCAGCCCAAGUAUUGGUCGCCACAGCCCGACACGACAGUGGAUGCCGGGAGCACCUCGGCAUCGGCGCAGCUCGGCGGGAGGGGCCAGAACCCCGUGCUCGCUCACCGCAUCAAGCUCCGAGAAGCUUCGCUCAAAGCGAUUGGCGCCUUAUCCGCGGGCAAAGAGGACUACAGGAAGGCGCUGGUGGCCGAGGACUUGGUCCCUUACGUCGUCGAGUCGCUGCCCGGCGGCGAACCUGCCCGGAAGGGCCCCUCGCCCGCGUACGGCACCAAUCCUGUGUCCGUCAUCAUUGCCGGCUGCCACGUGGUCAGAAUGCUGGCUCGCUCGGUGAGCAUCUUGCGCACUUCCAUGGUUGACUACGCCGUUUCCCUGCCGGUACUCCACUUCAUGACCCACCGCGAUGUCAACGUCCAAAUUGCCGCUACGGCCACCGUCAUCAACCUGGUCGUGGAAGUCAGUCCCGUGCGAGAGUUCUUAACCGAAAAGGGCGUGAUGAGGGUCCUCUGCGAGCACGCGCACUCCGACAACCCGGCGCUCCGUCUCAACGCGCUGUGGGCGCUCAAGCACUUUGUCGAUGCGGUCGGACCGGAGCUCAAGAAAGCCAGCCUCCACCAGCUGGAGCCGGGUUGGCUGGUGCAGCUAAUAUGUGACGACAGCCAAAACACGGCGUUCCACGACUCGAGAUUCAAGGACACAGCCGACGACGACCUAGACGAGGACAUGGACAUGCAGCCUUCAGAUCAGCCUUUCCGGUGGUUGUACGGCAGCAACGGGUCAAUACGCGAACUGGAUGCCUCGCGGUCGUCGCGGCUGCGUCAGGCCGAGGACAGGCUGUUUGCCAUCCGCGAGACGGAGCUCAACCCGGUGCGGCGGGCUCGCAACGACGACAUUGCCAUCCAGGAGCAGGGCCUCGACUUCAUCAGGAAUCUCAUUGGGCGGCCGGAGUCAGGAGCCUCGUCGGAGACGCCCAGUGAGACUACGGAGAUGAUAGACUUUUUACUCCGCGAGCUCGGAGAAGACCGCCUGUUUGAGAUUAUGGAAGCCAAGCUGCGUACCAAGCCACUGCAUCCAUUUUCGCGACGGACAUCGGCGCCCGGCCGGGAGCCGCUGCGGGUCCUCCACCCGCAGGCGAGAAUCAUCGUGGCCGUCAUCUACAUCCUCGUCCACAUGGCCGCGAGCAUCCCGCGCCACCGACAGCUCGUCGUUUCCCAGACGGACCUCCUAAAGCUCCUGGCUCAACAGGCCGGCAGCAAGGACAGGGAAGUCCGGGUCGCGCUCUGCCACCUCGUCAUCAACCUGACGUGUCAGGAGGACGACGGCGAAGCGCAGCAGUGCGCCGCGCGGGCGUCGGAGCUCAAGCGGCUGGGCUUCCACACCAAGAUGGAGACGCUCAGGCACCAGGACCGUGACCUGGACGUCAGGGAGCGGGCCAAGACGGCGGCGUGGCAGAUUGAUCACGCGACGUAUUAG
Molecule: messenger RNA, 2898 nt
Organism: Hirsutella rhossiliensis
Lineage: Eukaryota; Fungi; Ascomycota; Sordariomycetes; Hypocreales; Ophiocordycipitaceae
Product: armadillo repeat protein
Exons: 5
Coding region: 1-2898 (965 amino acids)
Biological process (GO): proteasome-mediated ubiquitin-dependent protein catabolic process
Cellular component (GO): GID complex
Source: RefSeq, a predicted model, not a curated record